This is a messenger RNA of Penicillium psychrosexuale, 279 nucleotides long. RefSeq lists its product as uncharacterized. The coding region runs from base 1 to 279 and encodes 92 amino acids. The transcript has a single exon. Lineage: Eukaryota; Fungi; Ascomycota; Eurotiomycetes; Eurotiales; Aspergillaceae. The record is from RefSeq and is a predicted model, not a curated record.
AUGUCGACAACCCGUUAUACAGUACCAAUUCACGAAUCGAUACAAAUUUUGGAGACUCGUGAACAACUGAAUAAUAUGGCGAUGCAAUACCCACUCGGAACUAUGGACGACAGGAAUGGAGGCUAUUAUCUCCUAGACCAUGAUGAUACCGUUCUAGCUAUCGCAUCUGAUCCCCUAUGCGAAGAACUGGAUGCUGCAAUCGAGGAAGCAGAAAGGUACCGCAGCGCCCAUCCCGAAAUCGACGAUGAAAGCGAAUUCGCUGCACCUACCUCAAAGUGA